This is a messenger RNA of Pogoniulus pusillus (Red-fronted tinkerbird), 4835 nucleotides long. It is a transcript of the gene PLEKHA5, whose product is annotated as pleckstrin homology domain containing A5. The coding region runs from base 101 to 3919 and encodes 1272 amino acids. Gene Ontology annotation, cellular component: cytoplasm; cytosol; nucleus. The record is from RefSeq and is a predicted model, not a curated record. NCBI's taxonomy places the organism in Eukaryota, Metazoa, Chordata, Aves, Piciformes, Lybiidae. The transcript has 30 exons. Gene Ontology annotation, biological process: positive regulation of transcription by RNA polymerase II; hippo signaling. Gene Ontology annotation, molecular function: phosphatidylinositol-5-phosphate binding; transcription coactivator activity; protein binding.
CGCGCUCGCUCGUGCCCGCGCGGGCCCCCUCACCCCCCCGCUCCCCCUUCAGCUCCCUUCGGCUCUCCCCGGCUGCGCUGGCAGCGGCGGCGGCUCGGCCAUGGCGGCCCCGGCGGAGCUGAGUGCGGAGCGGCUGCGGGCGCUGCCGGGCAGCUGGAGUUACGGGAUCAGCCAGGGCGGCCGCGUCUUCUUCAUUAACGAAGAGGCGAAGAGCACGACCUGGCUGCACCCGCUCACCGGAGAGGCCGUGAUCACCGGGCAUCGCCGCAGCGCAGAUUUACCCACGGGCUGGGAGGAAGCUUAUACUUUUGAAGGUGCCAGGUAUUAUGUAAAUCAUAAUGAACGAAAAGUAACCUGCAAGCACCCAGUCACAGGACAGCCAUCGCAGGACAACUGCAUUUUUGUAGUGAACGAACAGACUGCUGCAGCAAUGACGUCUGAAGACAAGAAGGAGCGACCAGUAAGCAUGAUCUGUGAAGCGACUAACUACAGUCUGACAUCAGAUUAUGCUGCUCAUCCAAUGAGCCCUGUGGGCAGAACAUCACGGUCUUCAAAGAAGGUUCAUAACUUUGGGAAGAGGUCAAACUCCAUAAAGAGAAAUCCUAAUGCACCAGUUGUCAGACGUGGCUGGCUCUACAAGCAGGAUAGUACCGGAAUGAAGUUGUGGAAGAAGCGGUGGUUUGUGCUCUCAGACCUGUGUCUCUUCUAUUACAGAGAUGAGAAAGAAGAAGGAAUACUAGGAAGCAUCCUUCUGCCUAGCUUUCAGAUAUCCAUGCUGUCUGCUGAGGACCACAUUAACCGCAAAUAUGCCUUUAAGGCAGCUCAUCCAAACAUGAGGACCUAUUAUUUCUGCACAGAUACAGGGAAGGAAAUGGAGUUGUGGAUGAAAGCCAUGACAGAUGCAGCACUCGUGCAGACAGAGCCUGUGAAAAGAGUAGAGAAGUUCACUGCAGAAAAUACACCACCUCGAGAGGCAAAUAAUGUUUCAAACCAUCGGGUGCUGAUUAAGCCAGAGGCACAAAAUAACCAGAAAAACAAAGAAGUCAACAAAAAUGAGGAGAAAAAAGCUUUGGAAGCCGAAAAAUACGGAUUCCAGAAAGUUGGACAAGACAAGCCAUUAACGAAAAUUAACAGUGUGAAGCUAAACCCUUUGGGAUCUGAAUACAGGACCUUACCCAUCAGCACCGUUCCAGCUGGGCACUUCAGACCAGUUCAUUUAAAUGGGGCUGAGAACAAAGCAGUUGGUGUUGUCCUGGCAGAUGCUGGAGAUGGGGGCCACUACAGUGCCGUCCCAGGACAUAUGGAGUCUGAACGAGUUAUGCAGAGAACAAAUUCAAUGCUGCAGUUGGAACAAUGGAUUAAAAUACAGAGAGGAAGAGGACAAGAGGAGGAAACAAGGGGCAUAAUCUCCUAUCAGACAUUACCAAGAAACAUGCCAAGCCAUCGACCUCAGGUUUUACCCCGGUACCCAGAAGGCUACAGAACGCUGCCAAGGAACAGCAAGGCGCGGCCGGAGAGCCUCUGCAGCGUGACGCCGUCGGCUUACGACAGAGCCGCGGGAGCGGUGGCAGCCGAAGAGAAGCGGAGGUCGAUGCGCGAUGACACAAUGUGGCAGCUCUACGAGUGGCAGCAGCGGCAGUUUUACAACAAGCAGACCACUCUUACUAGACACAGUACCUUAAGCAGCCCCAAAACCAUGAUUAACAUUUCUGAUCAGACCAUGCAUUCCAUUCCCACCUCACCUUCUCACGGCUCGAUCGCCGGUUUCCAAGGAUAUUCCCCACAGAGAACCUACAGGUCAGAAGUGUCUUCGCCGGUGCAAAGGGGAGAUGUAACUAUCGACCGCAGGCACAGGACGCAUCACACAAGGCAUGUCCUUGUGCCCGACAGAAGGUCAAUGCCAGCAGGUCUGACUUUGCAGCCUGUUACUCCUCAGAGCCUCCAAGGCAAAACACCGGAGGAGCUCACGCUGCUGCUAAUAAAGCUGAGACGGCAGCAGGCUGAACUGAGUAGUAUCCGGGAACACACACUAGCACAGCUCAUGCAACUAAAACUUGAGGCCAGCAGCCCAAAGAAUGAGAUUCUUUCACAUCACCUUCAAAGGAAUGCCAUAUAUGUGGAUCAUCAGAUGAGAGAGAAUGAACCUUUAAUCACCAUGGUUCACACUAUGAUUGAGAACUCGGCGCUAAGACCACAACUGUACCAGCAAUUAACACAAGAAGAAUGUAGGGGCACACUGUACAAAUAUAGAGCUGAAGAGCUGGAUAUUGAUGCUAAGCUUAGCCGUUUAUGUGAACAAGAUAAAGUUGUACAAGCGCUGGAGGAGAAGCUUCAACAGCUACAGAAGGAGAAAUACACGCUUGAGCAAGCUUUGCUAUCAGCAAGUCAGGAGAUAGAAAUGAAUGCAGAUAACCCUGCAGCCAUACAAGGUGUGGUCUUACAGAGAGAUGACUUGCAGAACGGACUGCUUAGCACUUGUCGAGAGAUAUCGCGAGCUACCGCGGAACUUGAAAGGGCCUGGAGAGAAUAUGAUAAGUUGGAGUAUGAUGUAACUGUAACAAGGAACCACAUGCAGGAGCAACUUGAUCGGCUUGGAGAAAUUCAGACGGAGUCAGCAGGGAUACAGCGAGCUCAGAUUCAGAAGGAACUGUGGAGAAUCCAAGAUGUCAUGGAGGGUUUAAGUAAACAUAAACAGCAAAGAAGCUCAUCAGAAGCAGGCAUCAUGGGAUCUAGGACACUUUCAGCUCUUAAAUACAAAAACGAGGAAGAGGAAGUAGUCCCACCUCGUCCUCCACUCCCUCGGUCCUAUGACUUUACAGAGCAUCCUCCCAUAAUCCCCCCUCUGCCCAGUGAUAGCAGCUCCUUGCUCUGUUAUAGCAGGGGCCCAGUACAUCUGCCAGAAGAAAAGAAGAUUCACCAAGUUCAAGGAUAUCAGAGAAAUGGAUCUUACUGUGGUCCUGAUUAUAGGCUUUAUAAGAGCGAGCCAGAGUUAACUACUGUAGCAGAAGUGGAUGAGUCUAAUGGCGAAGACAAAACAGAACAGAUUUCAGAAUCAGAAUCUACUACUAAAGGCUCACAUUUUCCUGUUGGAGUUGUACCACCCAGAACUAAAUCACCAACACCAGAGUCUUCAACAAUAGCAUCCUAUGUCACUUUGAGGAAGAAUAAGAAGAUAGAUCUAAGAACGGAGAGACCAAGGAGUGCCGUGGAGCAGCUCUGUCUCGCAGAAAGCACGAGGCCUCGAAUGACUGUGGAGGAGCAGAUGGAAAGAAUAAGGAGACACCAGCAAGCUUGCCUGAGGGAGAAGAGAAAAGGACUCAACAUUAUUGGUGUUUCAGACCAGUCUCCUUCACAGAGUCUGUCAUUUGUCAGAGAUAAUCCAUUCAAAUUGGCACAGAACCGAAGGAAGGAUGAUGCUGUGUCCGGUAACGUGAAAGAGUUAGAGAGCAACAGUAAAGAAAGUAACUUGAAACAAAACAAUGCAAUUGCUGGAGAAGAGAAAGCGCACGUGAAACACGAUGGAGAACAAGAACAUCAUGCAGGUUUUAUUCAAGAGCUAGCAAAAGCUGAUGAUCUUCUAUCAGAUGCACAUGUUGUAUCCAACUCCAAAGAAGUGAGUAAUGACGAGACAGCCAAACAGGAAAAUACACUGGAAGAAACACGUGAUGGUGAUAUAAGCUUUCAAAGUGUGACCACAGCUACAAACCACAAACCCAAAACCAGCUCAGAAGAAAGUGAAAUAGCUAGCAUUCAAGAACAAGAAGGGAUUAUGGCUUCACUUGAAUUAGCAGCACAGUCUUCAAAAGGAAAUCAGGCAGCAGCAGUGAAAAGUUUACCUUCUUCACCGGAAUCAUCACUGUCACCAGCUACAUCUACACAGACACAGCUCACAGAAGGAUCACAUUUCAUGUGUGUAUAGUUACAGAGAAAAGUAAUGGCUUCUGUUGAAACAAUUCAUGCCUGAGAUGUAUGGACCUGACCUAUGAAAAUAUGAGAAGAGAUUGUACAGUAUAUUUUAAAUCUAUGAAAUUCAUAGUUCUGAUGCUUUUGGCUACAGAGCAUCAUUUUAUCACUUCCUGGAAAAUGUUUAUUCCAAGAGAGCUUUAAAUGGCCCACAUGUACACUCAACAACCUUCAGAUUGUCCUCCUGAUACCAGCUUGCUGCUACCAUUUCUGUGCACAUCAAAUAAAAGCCCUGUUUCAUCUGCAGCCUACAGUCAGAACUCUAUUUAAUAUUCUCCAGAAUUUAAUGUUCUUAUAAUUAUGGAUCAUUUAAGUUUACUUUUUGCUUCUUUACCAGGUAUACCUUGGUUCACUUUACAUAUCGCCACUAAACCUCGUUUUACACUUUUUCAACACUACAACUUCUUGUUUUAACAUUUUCUUUGUAAAGUUUUUAUAUAUAUAUAUAUAUAUAUAAAAUACAUAUAGAUAUAUUUAAAAUGUGCCAUUUUUAUUAUUGCUUAGUAAAAGAAAAAAAAUGUCCUGUUUCUGCUGUAAUUAUUUCUUGGUCAGGUUGCAAUGUCAGCAGUUACUGCCACACUUCUGUCAGCGUAGACAUUAAUGUCAGUGGUUACUUUUUCCUGAGUGAAAUGGAGUGUAGGUAUUUUGAGGUACUGGGCUUUUCUCCUUUGUUGGGUUAGGGUGUGUACAGCAAUAAGCAGGUUUGCAAUCCAGUCCUUAGUUGGUGUACAAAUGUAAUUAUGUUCAUUGUGUAUAUAGUAUACAAUGAGCACAUACGAUGUAAGUAUAAGAAGCCACUUACUAUUGUUCCAAUACUGAUGUUCAUAUCCCAUUUCUUUUAUAUCAUAUUAAAUAAAUGUUGAUGUUCUUAA